AUGUCACUCAUAUCAAACACUGACACAAAACUGAAAGUUGCUACCUCCAACACUGGCAACGGGUUUUCCACCACUUGGCUUGGAAAGGCUAUCUUCGACUAUCCUUAUAUUUCCAGUCCUUCGGAUUCUACCAAAGUCACAAAUACCAUUCUCUCGGGUGAGAGUGUAAAAGAGACGGAAGGUGUUAUUCAACCGAGUGAAGUUGAAGAGAUUAUCUAUAGAGUUAAUUCUUCGAAUCAAGAUCAAGAGAAUAUAGGUGGGGUUAUUCUACCGAGUGAAAGUGUGGUGGAGACGAAAGAGCCAACUGUAAAGAAAGAUGAUUCGGAGACGAAACUCGACUUUGAGGAAGAAGAGACGGAUAGAGAAGAAUCUGAUUCAGGAGGUGUAGAAGUACCUAUGGAAUAUCGAACACAAAGGUCUGAGAUCACGCAGAAGGAGGAAAGUAUUACUAGCGAUGAGAUAUGA
Tremella mesenterica DSM 1558 is the source of this 465-nucleotide messenger RNA. RefSeq lists its product as uncharacterized. Bases 1 to 465 code for a protein of 154 amino acids. NCBI's taxonomy places the organism in Eukaryota, Fungi, Basidiomycota, Tremellomycetes, Tremellales, Tremellaceae. The record is from RefSeq and is a predicted model, not a curated record. The transcript is spliced from 2 exons.